AUGACAUACCCAAUCACAACUCCAGCCUACUCGGACCUAUUCGCGACGAGGGUAACUUCCAUCUUGCGAGCGCAGUAUCUGAGUGAAGGCUCUGAGAGGAGACUACCUUCCUCUGACAGGGCACUCAUUGUGUCGCGGGUAUCGACCGAGGAACAAGCAGAGUCCCUGACACAAAUGCACGUCCACCGGCUCGGACAGGGCCCAGCCAAUGGUCCGAGGUCCACCAAACUCGAGGUUCUGGGCGCAAACAACCGCCCCAUUGUCAUAUCGUUCGACAACGAUACUGUAAGAGAUAUGGCUCUUUCGCAUAUACAACAAGCAAGAUUUCACAUCAGAGACGAGCGAAAUGUCAAGCUUGAUGUAACGCGGCUGAGCGAGGGCACAGCCACGAAAACGAGCUUUGUCUUAGACUCUCGCCGAGUGGAAUUUCUUAGGCUGUCUCGAUGA
Letharia columbiana is the source of this 447-nucleotide messenger RNA. RefSeq lists its product as uncharacterized. The coding region runs from base 1 to 447 and encodes 148 amino acids. Lineage: Eukaryota; Fungi; Ascomycota; Lecanoromycetes; Lecanorales; Parmeliaceae. The transcript has a single exon. The record is from RefSeq and is a predicted model, not a curated record.